Humulus lupulus (European hop) is the source of this 1350-nucleotide messenger RNA. RefSeq lists its product as uncharacterized. The transcript is spliced from 3 exons. The coding region runs from base 1 to 1350 and encodes 449 amino acids. The record is from RefSeq and is a predicted model, not a curated record. NCBI's taxonomy places the organism in Eukaryota, Viridiplantae, Streptophyta, Magnoliopsida, Rosales, Cannabaceae.
AUGCAACAACAACAGAAUCCUGCGAGACAGUUUGACACUCAGUCUGAUGUCCUUAAUCAAUUCAUGACUGAGACUCGGUCUUCUAUCAUAAACUUGGAGACCCGGAUGGAGAAAUUGGCUACUCUUAUGGCCAACCAAGCUCAAUGUAAUUUUCCUAGCACCACUGAAGUCAAUCCAAAAGAACAUUGCCAGUCUAUUACUUUGAAAUGUGGGAAGAAGUAUGAAGCGACAAGCAUAGAGCAGUCAGAUGAAGACAAGGAUCAGGAUCAACAGGCACAGGGCAUAGUGGAACAGAAGCAAGGUGAAGACAAGGUUACUGAAGACCUCCCAGCCAAAGAAGGUACACCACCAGUGAGCAUUGACCAUCACAUCAAGAUUCCCUACCCUCAAAGGCUCCGCAAGAACAACUUGGAUAAGCAGUUUUCUAAGUUCCUUGAAGUAUUCAAGAAACUACAUAUCAACAUCCCAUUUGUGGAGGCCUUGGAGAAAAUGCCAAGUUAUGUUCAAUUCAUGAAGGACAUCCUGUCUAAGAAGAGAAAGAUAGGAGAGUAUGAAACUGUGGCAUUGACAGAAGAGUGCAGUGCCAUUCUGCAAAGGAAGCUCCCUCAGAAACUGAGAGAUCCUAGGAGUUGGAAUCAUCUUUAUUGUUCUGACUCGAAAAAAAAUCAAUUGAAGCUUGGGGAAGCAAGACCUACAAUAGUGACUCUUCAGUUGGCAAACAGAUCAUUAACACAUCCUCAGGGUAUUAUUGAAGAUGUUCUGGUUAAAGUAGACAAGUUUAUCUUCCCUGCAGAUUUCAUUGUACUAGAUAUGGAGGAGGAUGCUAAUGUACCAAUUAUCCUUGUAAGACCGUUUUUGGCAACAGGCAAAGCUUUGAUUGAUGUGCAGAAGGGUGAGUUACGGUUGAGAGUACAAGGUGAAGAAGUUGUUUUUAAUGUACUCAAAGCUAUGACUUAUCCCAGGGCCUGUGAUAGUUGUUUCUCAGUUGAUGUGGUGGACAGUAUAGUAGAGGGAAUGAAGAGGGUUGAAGAUCCUCUUGUGUUGAGUUUGCUUGAAGAGGAGUUGACUGAGCAGGAUGGAAAUGAGGCCAUGGAGUAUGUGAAAUGGAUAAUUUCUUAUGGGCCUUUGAAGAGAAACUAUUUUGAAGAACUUGGUUCAGUGCCUGAGCGACCGUUGACUUCAGUUGAGAAGCCAGCGGUGGAGAAUGAGACACUUCCUGUAAUUGUGUCUGCAUUGCUUUCUGAGAUUGAAAUAGACAAGUUAUUGAGGGUGCUGAGUAUGUAUAAGAAAGCCAUUGGGUGGACUUUGGUUGAUAUAAAAGGGAUCAGCCCCUCGACAGUGAUGCACUGA